Messenger RNA from Colletotrichum fioriniae, 1593 nucleotides. RefSeq lists its product as uncharacterized. NCBI's taxonomy places the organism in Eukaryota, Fungi, Ascomycota, Sordariomycetes, Glomerellales, Glomerellaceae. The record is from RefSeq and is a predicted model, not a curated record.
AUGCUAAGUGGUACCUGUACGCGGCUGGCCAUCGUGGCCGCCGUCUUCCUCGUCGCGGCAAUCUUCCUAGUUCCCCAGCUCCCCCACGUAGGCUACAACGUGCCCACUCAGCUUGGCCACAACACCCCAACGACCGACAGCGGCAAAGAUGUUUCGAACGGUGCCGGUAAGCCGAACGGCCCCGUCGGCGAUCAUGCCAACGAAGUGAUCACAUCUCUGGCUUCGAUUGCCACAUCGCAGAGCGUGGCAAACGCGGCCCCGAAGCCUACACCCGCCUCCACCAUAGGCGCGAAACCCGAUGCGAAGAAGACGGUCUCCAAGCUCGAAGCUGGUCAGUCGUUGUCGCCAUUCCGUCUCGCCUCACCAAAUGGUCGCUACGAACUCAGCCUCCUCGAGAGCGGUUCCCUUUCGCUCCUCGACACCAAGACAGAGAUCGAGCUAUUCACGUCUGAUACCGAGUACCACUGGCCCGUGUCAUGGCAGGUCGAGCUCACACAGGAGGGCGUGCUGAUGCUCUCCUGGGCCAAUGAGACUGCUGCUCCGUACGGCGCAACGCCGUGGAUCUCGAACCUCCUGCCCGAGUGCGCCUCUGUUGAGAGUGGCGAUGGGAAGCCUGUACUGGAGCUUUUGGACUCUGGGAAGCUGCAUAUUCGCGCUGGGAGCAAGACAACGUGCCUUCUUCACCGGGCCACAGACGAUAUGGGACGUCUCGCGAUCGUGUAUACCGGCUUUUUGCGCACCUAUCUGAAGACCUGCAAGGAGCAGAACAAUAAGCUCGUCAAGACGUGGACUGGAAGCGGCGGUGUCGACGUACACGUGUUCACGUACCUGGAAGAUGUCGUCCACGAUUCCGGUGACCCAGUGGACAAGGACAGCAUAACCAAGCACCUGAAGUCAUGCUUCGGAGACGCGCUCAAGACUGUGGAGAUUUUGAAAUUGGACAAUGUGAAGGAGAACGCUGUUGAUCCUCCGGAGGUGCUGGUGAAGGAGUGUGGCAACGACAAGCUCAACCACCAGCUCAGCCAGUGGAAGGCACUCUACCUCGCCAGCCUGCAGGUGCAGAGCUACAUGAUCAAGGAGGGCGUCUCUUACGACUACAUCUACAAGGGCCGCCUCGAUCUGCUGUACUGGGGCGACUCGCCUGCCCUCUCGUCACUCAAGGUACCCGAAAACGGUAUCUUGGCACCCCGCGUAACUCUGGAUUGGACCUGGUACGCCAUGCUCCACGACGGCGAGUUGCGCGCAGGCGUUACAGAUAUCACCGCCUUUGGGCGCCCCAAUGCCAUGUUUACCUACCUCGCGCUCUACCGCGAGUUCAUCCACAUGCGGACCCUGGAGAAGGAGGCGGCGAAGUGGAAGGGAUUUAAUACCAAGACCAGGGAGAAGAGGCCAGAGGGUCAGGAGGGCUGUACGCCUGAAGGUAUCUUGGCGUAUUGGCUGCGGAUCAAUGGAAUCGCUGUGAAGACGGACUGGCAGUUCAAGAUGGGUCUAUUGCGUGGAGACGGGAAGGUCAUUUUCACUUGCCCUGAGGGCAGAGGUUGGCUGUGCCCUGGUUUUAUUCCGCAGGUUCACGACGAUGGAACCCUCUUUUGA